Molecule: messenger RNA, 1275 nt
Organism: Verticillium dahliae VdLs.17
Lineage: Eukaryota; Fungi; Ascomycota; Sordariomycetes; Glomerellales; Plectosphaerellaceae
Product: glutathione synthetase
Exons: 5
Coding region: 1-1275 (424 amino acids)
Biological process (GO): glutathione biosynthetic process
Cellular component (GO): cytosol
Molecular function (GO): glutathione synthase activity; ATP binding; glutathione binding
Source: RefSeq, a predicted model, not a curated record
AUGGCACCCGCAGCCGUCACAGCGGAGCAGUACCCGCCAUCCCUCAAACAGGCCGAGCAGGAUGAUCUCGUCCAGACCAUCAAGGACUGGUCGAUCGGGCAUGGCCUUGCCGUGCGGCCCCAGCCGUCCGUUGUCUCGAGCGACGUCGACCCCAAGAGCAUGCUCGCCAUCAAUGUGCCUGUUACGCUUUUCCCGAGCCCCUUCCCCAGGCAAUGCUUUGAGCAGGCGAGGACGGUGCAGAAGACGUACAACGAGCUCUAUGCUGCCAUCAGCAGGGACGAGGAGUUCCUCGCUGAUGCCGUGAAGGAGGUCCGAGACGGAGAUGAGUUUACGACGAGCCUGUGGGACAUUCACCUCAAGGUCAAGGAGGAAGGCUACACGCAAAACCUGUCCCUUGGCCUCUUCAGGUCAGACUACCUGGUGCACCAGGAUGAAGAAGGCCAGCGCCAAGUGAAGCAGGUCGAGUUCAACACGAUCGCAGCCUCUUUUGGCGGCCUGUCAUCCCAGACGAGCCUGCUGCACAAAUUUUUGGCCUCUGCCGAAUACCCCCUCCUCGAGAAAGCCAUCCCUACAGGCACGCUCGAUCUGCCGGAGAACGACAGCGCCAGGGGCCUCGCGGCAGGUAUACGCGCGGCGCACGAUGCGUACGGCGAAUCCGAGCUCGGCCAUGAGCGCUGCGUCCUCUUCAUCGUGCAAGACGGCGAGCGCAACGUCUUUGACCAGCGCCACAUCGAGUACGCGCUGACAGAGACGGCAUGGCCGAUCCGCGUCUUCCGGCUGCCGUCGUCGCAGAUCCUGCAGCACACGACGGUUGCCGACACGGCCAAGCGCCAGCUCCUCUACCACCUGCCCCGCAACCCAUCGCAGCUCUUCGAGGUGUCGGUCGCGUACCUCCGUUUCGGCUACGGGCCGGACGACUACCCCGACCAGCGGGCGUGGGACGCGCGCCACCACCUCGAGAGGUCGGCGGCCAUCAAGUGCCCCACGAUCCUCAGCCAGGUGGCCGGCACGAAGAAGGUGCAGCAGGUGCUCGCGACGCCGCCGCCGCCGCCGCCGCCUUUUGUCGCCAACGUCAUCUUGCGCAACGGCGCGCUCGAGGCCGGCGGCGUCGUCUGCGAGCUCGGCAUCUACGGCACGUGUCUGUGGGACCAGGCGACGGGCGCCGUCCUGCGCAACGAGGAGGCCGGCUGCCUGCUGCGCACCAAGGGGGACACGAGCAACGAGGGCGGCGUGGCGGCGGGGUUUGGGUGCAUGGACAGCCCGAGCUUGGUGUAG